This is a messenger RNA of Nannospalax galili (Upper Galilee mountains blind mole rat), 1793 nucleotides long. RefSeq names its product collagen alpha-5(VI) chain-like. Gene Ontology annotation, molecular function: extracellular matrix structural constituent conferring tensile strength. Gene Ontology annotation, biological process: extracellular matrix organization. NCBI's taxonomy places the organism in Eukaryota, Metazoa, Chordata, Mammalia, Rodentia, Spalacidae. The record is from RefSeq and is a predicted model, not a curated record.
ACUGCAAGAGGAUUGAGCUGCUAGACAUUGUGUUCGUGCUGGAUCAUUCCGGUAGCAUAAGCUCACAACAGCAAGAAAGCAUGAUUAACCUCACCAUCCACUUGGUGAAGAAGGCAGAUGUUGGCAAGGACCGUGUUCAGUUUGGAGCUCUCAAGUACUCUGACAAUCCUGAGAUUCUCUUCUAUCUGAACACGUACUCAAGCAGAUCAGCCAUCAUUGAGCACCUGAGGAGGCACAGGGACACCUCAGGGAGGACCUACACUGCCAAGGCUCUCAAGCACCCGGACAUCCUGUUCACAGAAGAGCACAGCAGCCACCUGAAACAAAAUGUGAGGCAGAUGCUGAUUGUUAUCACAGAUGGUGUGUCCCACGACAGAGAUGAACUCAAUGUCACAACACUGAAACUAAGGAACAAAGGCAUCAUCAUCUUCGCAGUGGGUGUAAGAGAUGCCAACCAAGAGGAACUGGAGAUUAUGGCAGGGAAUAAAGAAAACACUAUCCUCGUAGACAAUUUUGACAAACUGAAGGAUAUUUACCUGCCUCUGCAAGAAAGUAUGUGCAACAAUGCACAGGAGGUGUGUAACCUUCAGGAGGCCGAUGUGAUUUUCCUUUGUGAUGGCUCUGAUAUGGCGUCCGAUUCAGAGUUUGUUACCAUGACAACUUUCUUGUCAGACUUAAUUGAUAAUUUUGACAUCCAGUCUCAGAGAAUGAAAAUCGGGAUGGCUCAGUAUGGGAGCCGCUAUCAGGAAAUUAUUGAGUUGGAAAACUCUUUGAACAAGACCCAGUGGAAGUCACAGAUUCGGACUGUGGCCAAGAAAGGGGCUCCUCGCAUUGACUUUGCCCUUAAACACGUGAGCCGUACGUUUCACCCAUCUGCUGGCGGGAGAAGAAACACUGGAAUCCCUCAAACGUUGGUUGUCAUCACAUCUGGCUAUCCCCACUAUGAUGUGGCAGGUGCAGUCAAAACCCUGAAAGACCUUGGAAUUUGUAUCCUGGCUUUGGGCAUAGGAGAUGUUUUUAAGGAACAGCUUCUGCCCAUCACAGGCAAUUCUGAAAAAAUAAUCACUUUUCAAGACUUUAAUAAAUUACAGAAUGUGGAUGUGAAAAAAAGGAUGGUCCGUGAAAUCUGCCAGAGCUGUGGGAAAACCAAUUGCUUUGUGGAUGUGGUGGUCGGGUUUGAUAUUUCGACUCACCAUCAGGGGCAGCCUUUGUUCCAGGGCCACCCUCAUUUGGAAUCAUACCUCCCAAGCAUCUUAGAGGCCAUCACCUCUCUCAGAGGGGUGAGCUGCGGGGCAGGUGCAGAGGCACAGGUGAGCCUAGCCUUUAAGGUGAACAAUGACCAAGAAUCCCUUGCUAAGUUCCAAAUCUAUCAGAAAGCAGUAUUUGACAGCUUGCUGCAAGUCACCGUUGAUGGGCCAUCUCAUCUGAAUGCACAGUUCUUGCAAUCAUUGUGGGACACGUUUGAGGAGACAUCUGCGUCCAGGGGCCAGGUGCUGCUGAUCUUUUCCGAUGGUCUCCAGGGCGAAAGCAUCACAGCGCUGGAAAAUGAGUCGGACAGGCUCAGAGAAGCAGGUAUUGAGUUGAAAACGGAAACAGUGGAGUGUGGAGCAUCUGAGCAAGUCUCUAUCCUAUGUGAGCUAGAUCUUGGGAUCUGGGCAGCCUCUUUCCAAAGGGAGCACGAGGAGAAACUGGACCUCAAGGAGACAGAGGGAUUGCAGGAUGUCCGGGGACACAGGGUCAAAAGGGAAAAGAUGGAGAGAGUGGAUUUGAUGGGCUGGAUGGAGAAGAAGUAA